Molecule: messenger RNA, 2963 nt
Organism: Raphanus sativus (radish)
Lineage: Eukaryota; Viridiplantae; Streptophyta; Magnoliopsida; Brassicales; Brassicaceae
Product: protein SMAX1-LIKE 3
Exons: 3
Coding region: 361-2718 (785 amino acids)
Source: RefSeq, a predicted model, not a curated record
UACUGCUUUGUCAUCACAUGCAUUCCACUUUGCACUACAAAAUUCACUUUGGACCCUAAAAAACACCCAAAAUUUUGCCUCUCUCACAAGAAAAGCAUACACGUUUCCUCCUUCCUCAUAUAUUUGAAGACCAAAAUCCUUUUCUUUUCACCUCUCCCUUGAUCUCUCCCUCUAUUUCCUUACUCUGCUCUAAGCUUUAAGACUUAAUCCCACCUUUCAUAUAGAAACAAUCCUUUCUACUUUAAGUGCUUUUGUUAUCUAUACGAAGCCAAGUCCCUUGAAGCCUUUUACCGUAUAACUCUCUCUUCUAAGUACUAUUACUACCCCUACCUCGUGUUUCUUUACGGUGUUUUUGUCACCAUGAGAGCCGGAGGCUGCACGGUGGAGCAAGCUCUCACGCCUGAGGCUGCAAACUUGGUGAAACAAGCCAUGAGCUUGGCUAGAAGGAGAGGACAUGCUCAAGUCACACCUCUCCAUGUGGCUAGCACCAUGCUCUCCGCUCCCACUGGUUUACUUAGAACAGCGUGUCUCCAAUCUCACACGCACCCUCUUCAGUGCAGAGCCCUAGAGCUCUGCUUCAACGUGGCUUUAAACCGCCUCCCGACCUCCACGGGGAGUCCUAUGUUAGGGGUUCAAACUUCCCCUUUCCCUUCUAUCUCUAACGCUCUCGGUGCAGCUUUCAAACGCGCGCAGGCUCACCAGCGACGUGGAUCCAUCGAGAGCCAGCAGCAACCGGUUUUAGCGGUCAAUAUAGAAGUGGAGCAACUGAUUAUAUCCAUCCUCGAUGAUCCUAGCGUGAGUAGAGUUAUGAGAGAAGCUGGUUUCUCGAGUCCUCAAGUGAAAGGCAAAGUCGAGCAAGCUGUCUCUUCACAGACUUGCUCCAAAACAACCUCCUCGAGUAAACCCAAAGAAGGAACAGUCAGGAACGAGGAUGUCAUGAACGUUAUAGAGAGUCUAGUCGACAAAAGGAGGAAGAACUUCGUGAUCGUAGGAGAGUGUUUAUCCACUGUUGACAAAGUUGUGCGAACAGUGAUGGAGAAAGUUGACAAAAAAGACGUGCCCGAAGCUUUAAAAGACGUGAAGUUUAUAACUCUAUCAUUCUCCUCGUUCGGACAACCAACUAGAUUCGAUGUGGAGCAUAAGCUAAAGGAGUUGGAGACACUCGUGAGAAGCUGUGUAGGAAAAGGAGUGAUUCUAAAUCUUGGAGACCUAAACUGGUUCGUAGAGUCUAGAACGAAUAGUAACAACAACAACAACUACUGUGCUGUGGAGCAUAUGAUAAUGGAGAUAGGGAAGUUGGCUCGUGGAUUGGUCAUGGGAGAUAAUGGAAGGUUUUGGUUAAUGGGUCUUGCGACUUCAGGGACUUACGUGAGAUGCAAGUCUGGUCAACCCUCGCUUGAGUCCCUUUGGUGUCUCACUACUCUCACUAUUCCGACAACUAGUAGCCUCCGCUUGAGUCUCGUCUCCGAGAGCAGUGAGGUAGUUGAAGUCAAGAAGUCAGAGAACUCACCUCUCCAGCUGCAUUCAUUAGAGGAGCAGCUCAGUUUCUGUGAGGAAUGUUCUACCAAAUUUGAAGCAGAAGCUAGGUUUUUACAAUGCAGCAAUAGCCAUGUAACCACUGCAGCUUUACCGGCCUGGCUUCAGCAAUACAAGAAGGAGAAUCAAAGUAGUCACAAUGAUUCAGAUUCUAUCAAAGAACUUGUGGUUAAGUGGAACACAAUCUGUGAUUCAAUCCACAAGAGACCAUCUCUAAGAGCACUCACACUCUCUAGUACCCUCGACCAUCUUCAAACCAACGGCGAUUGGCCCGUGAUCGAGACAAACAAGCACCUUCAUCAUCAUUCAGUGACCUCUUGUGCAUCCGAAUUAAGACUGUUCAUUCCAGAACAUGACACCGAGCAAAGAACAGAGCUCUUCUCUUCGAAUCCUAACUCAGCAGCUUCCUCGAGCGAUGGAAUGGAGGUCGAACAUGUCUCUUCUAGGUUUAAAGAGCUGAAUGUUGAAAACCUAGCGGCACUAUGUGAUGCCUUGCGUAGCAAGGUACCAUGGCAAAAGGAUAUAAUCUCAGAGAUAGCAAACACAGUCUUGAAAUGUAGAUCGGGGUCGAGUACGAGAAAGAUCAAUGGAAAAAAUGAUACAAAAGAAGACACAUGGAUGUUCUUUCAAGGUCUUGAUGUAGAGGGUAAAGAAAAGAUCUCUAGAGAGUUGGCUAAACUCGUGUUCGGAUCACAAGAUAGCUUUGUUUCUAUCUGUUUGAGCAGUUACUCAUCGAAAGAUUUGAGGAACAAGAGGUCGAGAGAUGAACAGAACUGGAGUUACAUUGAGAGAUUCUCUGAAGCUGUUUCGUUUGAUCCAAGAAGAGUGUUCUUAGUGGAAGAUAUAGAACAAGCUGAUUAUUUGUCUCUAAUGGGUUUCAAGAGAGCCAUUGAGAAAGGAAGAGUUUGUAACUCGAGUGGUGAAGAAGCUUCACUUGGAGAUGCCAUUGUGAUCUUGAGCUGUGAAAGAUUCAGCUCAAGAUCAAGAGCUUGUUCUCCUCCGGUUAAUCAGAAGUCAUCGGACGGUUCAGAUCAAUCUGAAGACAAGAACGUUGCUACUUGCGUUACACUCGAUCUUAACCUCUCUCUUGACGAUGGCGUUUGUGAAAAAGAGUCAUGUGAUGAGAUUGGCUUGCUCGACGUUGUAGAUGGACGGUUUCAUUUCAAAUGUUCAUCAACGUAGCACCAUGCUUGUGUGCAUGUAAUGUAACAUGCCAGUUUAUGAACAUGAACAUGUUCUUUUCGAUGAUAUCAUGCGCUAUUCGUUUCCUUAGGAAUUUGUCUUUCUCAUUGGGGCAAUACUUUGGGCUAAACGUGUAGAUGUAGUUGUAGAUUUUUUUCUGGCUUAGGAACUUUUCUAGAUGGGUAUGUUUUCUUAUUUUCCGUUUAUGUAUGUUUACCCUAUUUUAAAACAAAUGCCUUUUCCCU